CAGGAGGUCGGUGGCCCACUGCCCCCCCGCCUCCAGCGCGCCAGCGCGGCCCCGCUGCCUCUGGGGCCGUGGGAGCGGGGGUGGCAAUGGGCAAGAAGCGGCACGAGGGGAACCAGGACGGGAACGAUCCGGAUGAGCCCGACGACAGGCGGGCCAAGAAAGCGUCAAGGACUGGCCGCAUCGAUUCGCUGACGCUGGAGCAGCUGGAGGAGCGAGAAGAACAGCUCAAAAAGGACAUGGGGGAUUUGAAAGUUGCCAACGCCAACCUCACUGCGAUCAAGCGGGAGCACGCCGUGGCCUACGGCGUCAACGAGAUCCGGGCGAUCGGCACCAAGAAGCUGAAGGUGCAGUACAACCUCACCGAGGUCCAGCAGGAGAGAUCGAGCGAAGGCGAACCAAGCUUCACCCCUCGCAGGCCCCGUGGCCGGCGGAGACAGACAGGGGUGCCGCCGACCCUGGGGCCGGGCAGCAGCCGCCGCCUCCCCCCCCGCAGCCGCACGAGCGGCUGCUGCAGCCGCAGGCCUCGGCCGCGCCGCCGCACUCCGCCGAGGGGUCGCUGGCGCCAGCGGCGUCGCCGGCGGCGUCCUCGGCGGCGGCGCCAGCGCCGCCUGGGGGGCCCUGGAGCAGCGCGUAUGGUGCAGCCCUGGGGCAUCACGGUGCAGGCCAUCUGGGCGGCGGUCUGGGCGCCACGCUGGGCGGCGGCCUGGGCGCCGCGCUGGGCGGCGGCCUGGGCGCUCCGCUGGGCGGCGGCCUGGGCGCCCCGCUGGG
Prorocentrum cordatum is the source of this 768-nucleotide messenger RNA. The record is from the annotation of a GenBank genome assembly. Lineage: Eukaryota; Dinophyceae; Prorocentrales; Prorocentraceae.